Messenger RNA from Trematosphaeria pertusa, 792 nucleotides. Its product is annotated as kinase-like protein. Lineage: Eukaryota; Fungi; Ascomycota; Dothideomycetes; Pleosporales; Trematosphaeriaceae. The record is from RefSeq and is a predicted model, not a curated record. The coding region runs from base 1 to 792 and encodes 263 amino acids. The transcript has 2 exons.
AUGUCUGCUCUCACUAACGAUCGAAUCAUCUCGCUCUGUCACGAUCCAGCGACCACAAUUCUCUCAGCGCCGCAGUGCUCAAACAAGGUGGUGCGCAUCACAGACAGCCUGGCCGUGAAGUUUGGCCAUUUUGUUACCGCUCAAGAAUUUAAGAACCAACAGGUCGCACAGCGGCGCCUCGACGCAGACAUAGUCAAUGUGCCAACAGCUUAUCGGUUCUUGCAGAAAGAGGAGAUUGGGUAUAUCGUGAUGGACUACGUCGAUGGCGAGACGCUUGACCUGGCGAGCGCAGAAAAUAUGGCUGAGGAGCUGGGCAACAUCUUGGGUUAUAUCCAUCAACAGGGAGCGACGAAGCCGGGAUCACUUGGAGGCGGGCCAGUAUCUGGUGUGCUCUGGCCUGAACAUGAAGAGGUGGAGUUUUCGGAGACAGAUGACCUCCAACUUUGGCUCAAUCGACGUUCACCCAGCUUAGGGCACAGACUUGAUCUUCGUCGCCAUGCCCUAUCUAUGUGUCAUCUGGAUUUUAAUCCAAGAAACAUUAUGGUGGAUGGCAGUCGUAUCUAUCUCAUCGACUGGUCCGCCGCCGGGUAUUUCCCUCGAUUCUUCGAGCAUAUAUUGUACCAGUUCCUCCCGCGAGAUCUGAGCUUCUUCAAUCUUCUGAGACCAUUUCUCGCUCCCUUGUCUGAUGAAGAACUGGAGAGCGCAAAGAUUGUGGUGGAAACUUUGCGACAUAGUCAAUUCCAUAUUUUUCCCGGGGCCAAGGUCUCCCAGAGAGCACGCAUCGGAGCGUAG